ACGAGUCCACAAACUUCGUUAUAUAUAAGACCUUCUUCAGCUGAAAUCCUCCUCUCUACAGCUCACUCAUUUUGCGAACGCUCUCUGCAAUCGGCGGCGGCACAGAGAGUUCUUUGCGUGCAAGCGUUGUCUAGUUGAGCUUUUCAUUACAAAAUCCGUCAUGGGUAAAGAGAAGGUUCACAUCAACAUUGUGGUCAUUGGCCAUGUCGACUCCGGGAAAUCGACCACCACCGGUCACUUGAUCUACAAGUUGGGCGGUAUUGACAAGCGUGUGAUCGAGAGGUUCGAGAAGGAGGCUGCUGAGAUGAACAAGAGGUCAUUCAAGUACGCCUGGGUGCUCGACAAGCUCAAGGCUGAGCGUGAGCGUGGUAUCACCAUUGAUAUUGCUCUCUGGAAGUUCGAAACCACCAAAUACUACUGCACUGUCAUUGAUGCCCCCGGACAUCGUGACUUUAUCAAGAACAUGAUCACGGGAACCUCCCAGGCUGAUUGUGCUGUCCUCAUCAUCGACUCCACCACUGGUGGUUUUGAAGCUGGUAUUUCCAAGGAUGGUCAGACCCGAGAGCACGCUCUCCUUGCUUUCACCCUCGGUGUCAAGCAAAUGAUCUGUUGCUGCAACAAGAUGGAUGCUACCACACCGAAAUACUCCAAGGCUAGGUAUGAUGAAAUUGUGAAGGAAGUGUCUUCAUACCUGAAGAAGGUCGGGUACAACCCCGACAAAAUUCCCUUCGUCCCCAUCUCCGGAUUUGAGGGCGACAACAUGAUCGAGAGAUCCACCAACCUCGACUGGUACAAGGGCCCUACCCUGCUCGAGGCUCUCGACCAAGUUCAGGAGCCAAAGAGGCCAUCAGACAAGCCCCUCCGGCUCCCACUCCAGGAUGUCUACAAGAUCGGCGGUAUUGGAACUGUUCCCGUCGGCCGUGUCGAGACUGGUGUCCUCAAGCCUGGUAUGGUCGUCACAUUCGGCCCAACCGGCUUGACCACUGAAGUCAAGUCUGUUGAGAUGCACCACGAGGCCCUUCAGGAGGCUCUCCCUGGUGACAACGUCGGCUUCAAUGUUAAGAAUGUCGCAGUCAAGGAUCUCAAGCGUGGUUUCGUUGCUUCCAACUCGAAGGACGAUCCCGCCAAGGAGGCUUCCAACUUUACAUCCCAAGUCAUCAUCAUGAACCACCCUGGCCAGAUCGGCAACGGAUACGCCCCUGUCCUCGAUUGCCACACCUCUCACAUUGCUGUCAAGUUUGCCGAACUUGUCACCAAGAUCGACAGACGAUCUGGGAAAGAGCUCGAGAAGGAGCCCAAGUUCCUGAAGAACGGAGACGCUGGAAUGGUGAAGAUGAUUCCGACCAAGCCCAUGGUUGUGGAGACCUUCUCCGAGUACCCUCCUCUCGGCCGUUUUGCUGUGCGCGACAUGCGUCAAACGGUUGCUGUUGGCGUUAUCAAGAACGUGGAGAAGAAGGACCCGUCUGGUGCGAAGGUGACCAAGGCAGCUGCCAAGAAGGGUGCCAAGUGAAGAGACUGUGAGACUGUUCUUGCCCGCAACAUUUUAAGUAUGUUUUCUUUAUUUAUGCCAUCGUGAUGAUUAUGGGACAUGUUUUUGUUUUAGCUUUCUUUUUUUUCUUCAUGUUUUUGGAGACAAUGUUGAGGUACUGCAGAUGGGGUUGUUUUUUGCUGCUGCUGUCCACUGAGUUCUCUUUGAGGAUGAUGGGCGUGGCAGUGGUGGUCGACGGCACACCCACUUUGUAUGUGUCUUUAUAUUUUGUUUUGGUUUUUUAUGAUAUUCGGCCAGACUUUCGAUUUAAAA
Messenger RNA from Andrographis paniculata, 1801 nucleotides. Its product is annotated as elongation factor 1-alpha-like. The coding region runs from base 161 to 1510 and encodes 449 amino acids. NCBI's taxonomy places the organism in Eukaryota, Viridiplantae, Streptophyta, Magnoliopsida, Lamiales, Acanthaceae. Gene Ontology annotation, molecular function: GTP binding; GTPase activity; translation elongation factor activity. The transcript is spliced from 3 exons. Gene Ontology annotation, biological process: translational elongation; translation. The record is from RefSeq and is a predicted model, not a curated record.